CUUGAGAACUACCCGUGACGGCAGGAGACCUCUGCAGUCAUGUCGGACGCGCCCGCGGAGAGGAGCUCCGCUGCACCGACGCGCUUCGGACAGUGUGCCUACACAGCCGAGGAGCAGGAGGCGGUGAACAAAGCUCUGUGACAGAAGCUGGGACCAGAGUACAUCAGCAGCAGAAUGGCUGGCGGAGGACAGAAGGUUUGCUAUGUGGAAGGGCAUCGUGUAAUCGGCCUGGCCAAUGAGAUGUUUGGGUACAAUGGAUGGUCUCACUCCAUCUCUCAGCCGAUGUCGACUUUAUAGACAUCAUCUACGGGACGGGAAGUUUUAUGUCAGAGUGAGCGUGUUUGUCAAAGUGCAACUGAAGGAUGGGGCGUACCAUGAGGAUGUCGGGUACGGGGUCAGCGAAGGACUGAAAUCCAAAGCUCUCGCGCUGGAGAAGGCGAGAAAGGAAGCCGUCACAGACGGCAUGAAAAGAGCACUCAAAUGCUUCGGUAAUGCUCUUGGAAUCUGCAUCCGAUACCUUAUAGCCAUUAACAACAUUCCCAAACAGCCUCCUCCUCCUCUAGACCCGGCAAAGACGAAGCGCUGCGAGAGAGAGCCCUCCGUGGAGAAGGCCCGGUACUCCAGCAUGCUCCAAGAGGAAAGGCUUCAAUCCGCUGCGGGUUCUGGGAGGAUGCCGCUGGACCCUCGAGUCCUCAACCACAUCCAGAACUAUUCAGAAGUUUACACCCCGGAUGCUGCCGGCCCCGCUGACAGGAAGAGUGACGACAAUGACUCCAACCAUGGACUCAGUGAAAGUUGGCAUGUCACUGGAGCACACAGACCCCAAACAGCUGAGAAAGCUCCGACAGCAGGAGCUUCAGCAGAAGUUCAGGAGAGAGAUGGAGAGCAGGAAGCUGCAGCAGAUCCCGGGUCAAUCCAAGUGCGAGGACACGCGGGGGAUUACUGGACGAGCCUCUGCUGGAGGUCUUGAAGAUGAAGGCACUGCACACAGGAAGCCAAGCGGCAGGGACGAGCAUUUAGCAGGUUAUGUUAGCCGCCACCAGAAGGCUCAACAUACUCUGACAUCGUGAUGAUCCUGAGCUCUGGGAUUUCUCUCUGGAUGGGAUCGACCUGCUGGACGUCCCUGCCCCCAGGGGGCUGGUACGGGGCACGCCCAGCAACCACAAGAUGCAGACCCCCACAUCAGAACCAGUACCCGGCCCAACCAGGUGAAGCAGUCAGUCCGCGCCGACAAGGACAGCACAUGAAGAAAUGCAAACUGGACACAUGAGAUCUUAUGUUCCACACCGUUCCAACUUAAUUUUACUUGAGUUUUUUUUUAUUUUAAGUGUUACAUUGUUACCUUUGCAAUAAAUUACUGCCAAUUGA
This is a messenger RNA of Gasterosteus aculeatus aculeatus (three-spined stickleback), 1368 nucleotides long. The record is from RefSeq and is a predicted model, not a curated record. NCBI's taxonomy places the organism in Eukaryota, Metazoa, Chordata, Actinopteri, Perciformes, Gasterosteidae.